UGAAAUACAAUUUCACUUUAAAUUUAUAUUAUGGCUAUAAAAAAGACGAUUAAAACUUGGAAAAGUCAAGUUUAAACAAUCAUUACUUUUGUAGAAAAGGAGCCUUACUUUACUAGAUCGGUAAAGUUCACGUGUCCCAAAUUCGUGCUGUUUUGUCAAUAAUCUUAUUACAGUACAAUACUGGUGACCUAUAUUGCCAUUUUCCUUUUUUGUUAUACUAAAGCGCAUUGGCUUAAUUCCAUAGUAGGAACAUUGUGUUUAGUCGACGCUAACAUUGUCGAUUCUUGCUUGACUUUUUUAUUUAAAAUACAUAGUAGAAAAUAACGAUUUUUAUAAAAAUGUUGAUUUGUAACUUUUUAAUUUGUAAUGGGAGUUGACUAUGUAUUCUGGGAAUAAAUUUUUCAUGCGUAAAUACAGUGGAGUCAGUAAGGACACACCUAAUUUUGGCCAGCAUAAGUUAACUUUUACCGGAAACUUCACUCCGUGUCAUAAGCUCUUCGACAUAAGCUCUCUGGAAUUAAGGGAUUCUAUGCGGCAAGACAUUCUCAAUACUGUGAGGCAGAGAACUGAGUCUAUAAUGCUGGAGCACAAUGAAAAUGACUGUAAUCCAAUGUAUGAGGAUCCAAGGGAUGUUGUAGUCAAGCCAGCCAAACCCCCACGAAAAAGAAACAUUCAAGGUAUUGCAGUUAUUUCUCCAAGAGGCAGCAAAGAGGGAAGGGCUUUGCUUAGAGAGCAAAAGCGAAAACUUACCAAGAAAUAUGAGAGUUUAGUCACUGCUCUUAUGGAUAGGUGUGAGGAAAAUGUUAUUAUGAUAUCUGAAAAAGAAUCUCAAAUAAGUAAACUGAGGGAGAAGCUCAAAACUGUGCUAGAUUACAACAGACUAUUUGCCAGUGAGAAUGACCGUCUUAAAGGCGAAUAUACUACACUAGCGAACUAUGUUGAAGAGUGUAAGGUUGCUAUACAAGAGGAAAGGGAGAGAAACGAGGAGUUGGAGAAGAAAUAUAAGAAGUUGGAAGAGAAAGCUAAGCACUAUGAGUUGCCCGAUAAAGAGCAUUCUACAGCAAUUCCUUUAGUAGAAGUUUGUAUGAACUGCAGCAGUCGGCAAAUAUUACUUAAUCAGGCGAGAGAACAAAAUUCACGACUACAAAAAGACAUGCAGGCUAUGAAAGAUGUAUUGUAUAGACUGAACGUCCAACUUUCUCGGUAUCAAGAACGCUUACGGAACAAUGUCCAUACAUUGAACACGGGUGCUAAUGAUGCGUUCAAACCGUGCGGAAAGUACGAAGGUUUUGAUUCGCUAAUCACAGCUAGCUUAGGACAGAGACAAGAAGCCGAUAACGAAGAAACUCAUACUAAUCCCACUUCUGGAGAUGGGGCACUUCGUUUAGAAAGAGUCGUAGAUUUAUCUGGACUAUUGAGUGCACAAGCAUUAGCGCCAUUGUUUGAUGCCUUCCAAGAAAAUUUACAAGAAAAGGACAACCUUAUACUGGACUACGAGAAACAAUUCGAGAACCUGAACAAGACAUCGAAACAAAUCGUCACAGAAAACAAAGCUUUAAUCCAAAAAGGUAACACGUUAGAACAGGAGUUGGUGCAAGUGAGACAGAACUACAAAAAACUCCUGGUCGAAAAAGAGACAGGGGAUAUUGAAAAAACUACGAUAUUAGAAAGAGCAGAAAGAGCGGAGUCUAAGUUAAAGGAAGUUUAUGAACUGUAUGAAGGGAAGAUGGCGGCAAUGAUGCGAGACUACGAAACGGUCCAUCGGGAAUACUAUUCAGUGAAGACCGCUCUAGAAGCUUCCGCUGGCAAGAUGGCGCAUUUCGACGCUAUGAGAACUAAAACUGUGCCCGCAGAUUUGCAUGAGCGGAGGUUGGAUGAUUGUAAACGAUUGCUGGACGAACUAAAACAUCAGUACGGAAUGGAGUCUGAAAGAAAGAGCGAACAAAUUAAAAAACUAGAAGAAGAAUUGCAUAAAACAGAAGAUAAAUAUAACAAGAUCUGCCAAGAAAACGAAGCUGCCAAGGAAGAAUUACAAGCCGCGCUAAAAAAUGUUCGGCUAUACCGUAAAGCAGCAGUAGUCUUCCGCCAUCGAGCGCGUGCCGCGUCUGCCAGAGCAACUCGCGCACGAAGAAGUAAGAGAAUUCAAAACAGUGAACCUUUGUGCAAAGCUUUGGAAGCGUUAGAGAGGAUCAAAUUGGAGAUUAAGGCUGUGAAAUCCAGAGCGCACACAUCAUUGGAGGAGCUGGAGCGCCGGAUAAUGGAACAGGAGAGGCGUGCCGCGCAUGCCCAGUCCGAAUACAGGCGGGAGCUUGAAAGGGCUUCUUUGGCUUUAGAACAUAAAGAAGGCAUCAUCAGGAGUCUGAUCGACAAAGUGGCAGAUGUCGAGGAAGUCAGGUUAAGCCAAACCAAUGCGCAUCGCCUGCAGGGCAUCGUAUCCGACUCAUCUGAACGGUCUUCCCUGAAGAAUCAAGAGAAGAAGGAGAGUAAACAAACCAAUAAAAGUUUGGUGCGACCGGGUGUUUUAUACCAAAUUUCGAGUCCAAACUACCCCAAUUACUACCCAUCUGGAUCAAUAUGCCGAUGGAUAGGAACUUGUCCCUCUGGAUACAACUGCAGACUAGACUGUGAAAUCGGUCUACCACAGAGCUCAUCAUGUAGCGUAGAUCGCUUCUUGAUUUCGUCAAGCGGAGAUCGGACGCUGCAAGCAGCAGAUUACUAUUGUGGCUCAGGAACGGUCAGCGCAGUUUCAACUGGCGUAGAGAUAGUUGCAGGUCUUAGAUCGCAAAGUGGCCAAGGCAGGUUUAGAUGUGACCUGUAUGCUCAGAGCAGUGCUCCAACUUGUAGCUGUGGAUAUAAGAAGACGAACCGUAUUGUUGGCGGACAAGAAACUUCUCCCUACGAAUACCCUAUGAUGGCUGGAAUAGUAUAUGCCAGCGCUGAAGAUAUCAAAUGUGGUGCUACGAUCAUUUCCCAAUACUACGUGGUAACCGCAGCACAUUGCGUAGCAGGCAAGCAAUUAUCUGAGCUAAUAGUUGUGGCUGGAGUUCAUAACAGAGAUACAGCACAACAGGUCUUCCAAGUCUCUACAAUCCGCAUACAUCCGCAAUACAAUUCAAAUAACUACGAUUACGACGUCGCAGUACUAGGUUUAAAUAAACCAAUUCAGUUUAAUGAAAUGGUUGGUCCCGUGUGUUUGCCCUUUAAGUUCUUGAACAAAGACUUUACUGGGGCCCAAGUAACGUUGUUGGGUUGGGGAACUUUAUUCUUCGGGGGUAAUAAAGCACCGGCGCUUAGGAAGGUGGAUGUUGACGUGAUAAGCCAGUCCGCCUGCCGAAGCCGCUUGCCAUCGGUGACGCCGCAACAAAUUUGCACCUUUACUAAAGGAAAAGAUUCUUGCCAGGACGACUCCGGUGGACCACUCCUGUAUCCAGAUCCGGACACCGGCUCCAUGUUUAUAACUGGAAUUAUCAGUUCAGGAACGUUCUGCGCAUCAAACGAGCCGGCUAAGAACACGAGAAUUACGUCUGUGCUCAAUUGGAUUGUGGAGAGCGCCCCGGCUAAUUACUGCAGGAAAUAAAUACAUUGGGAAUAAUGUA
Messenger RNA from Pararge aegeria (speckled wood butterfly), 3596 nucleotides. RefSeq names its product plectin-like. Lineage: Eukaryota; Metazoa; Arthropoda; Insecta; Lepidoptera; Nymphalidae. Bases 380 to 3577 code for a protein of 1065 amino acids. The transcript has 23 exons. Gene Ontology annotation, molecular function: serine-type endopeptidase activity. The record is from RefSeq and is a predicted model, not a curated record. Gene Ontology annotation, biological process: proteolysis.